GCAAUAUCGAUCAGCGUCGGAGCCAUUGGAGGAGACUAAAUUCAGACUUCGCUCCCCGAUGACUCGAAAGAUGGCCAACCAGCACAAACCAGCCUUAUGGGAUGAUCCUAGGAGAACCUUGCACUUGUUCGUCCAACGCCAGGGCUACCUGGACAGAGUAUUGGCCAAGUCCGUCCAUAGCCCCACGAGCACCACUUAUAGCAGCAAAGCUCCACCCAGAGCCCCUAUGGCAACUUUCUAGCUCAUGCAAAAUGUCGUCGUGGGCUGUUCACGAGGUGGAAGUUCACCCCAAGUUCUACGCUGCGAUGCAACCAGCACACCAUCUUGCACGAACCCCUCUUCAUGUUAUAGGCGGACGCUAGAUGCAGCUUAUGUCCCUUCCAGAAAAUGAUUUUCAAAGACCCGACCUUGAACAUGGUCGAACGCCCUCCUGGGCCAGCUCAGGAGGGACCGGGCCAUCACAGGAAGUUUCUCACCUCGCCGCUUAUCCAUAUACUCUCCUCAGCCUUUUUCUGUAUCGUCAUUGUGGUAAUAGCUUUUUGUCUUGUGAUAUACCUACCAGACUCUCAAAACGACAGGACCGGCCAAUGUUUCACUAUGGUUCAUAAGCUAUCGCCAUUUUUAGGACUGGGAGCAUUGGGGUUAUGCGCGACGAUUCCAAGGGAUGGGGCGUUUGCACUCAGUGUACCCCCGAAUUCAUCAGAAACAGCAUAUGUGGAUACUGCCUUCAUUGGGUUUGCCUUCGAGCAGGCUUCCUUCAACGAGUAUGCCAGAGACAAUGACGGCACCAUCAAUGCUUUCUCCACCAACCUCAUCGACAAUACCAUGUCUCGCACUGGCGGAACACCCCUCAUACGUGUCGGUGGGACGUCCGCCGAUUAUGGGAGAUAUGUCCCUGGCCAGGAUGCUGUUGCCAUUCCCAAAGCCGAGGUUGACAACUACCAGAAUGUUGGCAACACCACUAUCGGGCCGGGGUAUUGGGAACUGUGUCAAAAUUUCCCCAACGCCCAGUACAUCAUUCAAAUACCGCUGGCAACGACAAAUGUCAAUGAGACAGUGGCAUGGGCCAAGAGCGCUGUUGAAAUUGUUGGAAUAGACAAGAUACAGGCGAUCGAACUAGGCAAUGAACCAGACCUAUACUCCCCGAACUUCACAGAGGACCAAGACGGGGUUUCAGUCACUUUGGGACCGCCAGACUACCAAGGAAAAUUCACAAACGAGACAUAUGUUCGGAACUGGACCACAUACGCUGCUGCGGUCAUUGCAGGAGUCGACCUACCCACAGAGCCCAUUUUCCAAGCGUUCGAUGUUGCAGCACACGUAGGCGCUGACAUAGGAAAGACGGCAUACGUCCUGGAUACUGAGACAUGCUUCAACCUGGGCAUCAAUCAGGAUAAUAUCAUCAAAACCGUGGCACAUCAUUAUUACCAGAAUCAGGCUGGGUCUGCUGAGACCCUCGCCACUGGCCUCAUGACCAUGAGUGUCACACAUAACCGUCUCGAUCUGCAUAAGAGACGCAUCAACUGGCUAAAGGCAAACAGGCCGGAAAUCCCCUUUAUCCUAUCUGAGGUGGGAAACUCGCUCAAGAAAACGCACACCUACGAGUACCAAAAUCGCCUCGGCAGCGCGCUGUGGCAGGUUGACUUCUAUCUAUACGCCAUGGCCAUUGGCGUGACACGAAUCAACUACCAGCAGAUUAUGCACGCGGGGUAUAAUCUCUGGCUGCCAGUCGAGAGCGCCGGGAUGCCAGCACAGGUCUUUGCGAAUUACUACUCGCAGCCGUUCGUGGCCGACUUCAUUGGAUCAUCUGGGAAGACGACCAUGCAGAAGGUCGAGUUUACCAAUGCAGGCUCGGAGACUAACGUCGCCGCCUAUGUAGCGUUUGAAGACGGUGCGCCGAAGAGGGUCGCUAUUACAAAUCUGCAUUAUUGGAACGCAACGUCAUCGGGGAUUGAUAGGCCAAGCGUGCAAGUUGGAAUCACUGUGCCUGAUGGAGUGGCUUCUGUCAAGGUGUAUCAUCUGAGUAGCCCGGACGGUGCUGGCGCUGGUGCUGAGAGUAUUACGUAUGGUGGGAGUCAGUGGACGUACGAGAGUGUGGGCAAGGAGAUCACAGGGGUACAGGAUGAUACUGAAACUAUAGAUGUGAUGGAUGGUGUUGCUAUGGUAGCGGUUAACAGCAGUGAAGCUGUGCUAGUUUGGUUAUAAGUAGUGAGGAUUGAUAUGAAAGGACAACAUCAUAGGUAAAUUGGUUCAAAUAGCCUGACUGCGUGUGCGAGCCUGUUGGUUCUGUCACGAACCAAUGACGAUGAAUAUUCCAC
Molecule: messenger RNA, 2318 nt
Organism: Pseudomassariella vexata
Lineage: Eukaryota; Fungi; Ascomycota; Sordariomycetes; Amphisphaeriales; Pseudomassariaceae
Exons: 1
Coding region: 388-2205 (605 amino acids)
Source: RefSeq, a predicted model, not a curated record